Microdochium trichocladiopsis is the source of this 557-nucleotide messenger RNA. RefSeq lists its product as uncharacterized. The record is from RefSeq and is a predicted model, not a curated record. Lineage: Eukaryota; Fungi; Ascomycota; Sordariomycetes; Xylariales; Microdochiaceae. Bases 1 to 468 code for a protein of 155 amino acids. The transcript has 2 exons.
AUGUCUUGCCCGAGGCACAGUCGGUGCAACAUCCUGCAGCCUGCGCAGAUCUUCCAGGGACACGAUGAGCAUGCAGGGGUCACAAGCAUACACGAGAUUUCACAGAAUUUAGCGCACAUCCUUCAUGAAGUAGCCAGCAUCAGACGUCUCGGUGACCAAGUGCAGCUCUUGAGGAAAGAAGUUGAAUCUCUGACUGAAGGUGUUGACUCAGUGUCAAAGGUCACUUCGCAGUGCAAGAUUCGGGUUGACGAGACAGGCGGCAAGCUGGAAGAUGUGAUUAGAGGCUUGUCAGACUUCACCUCUGACGUGCACACUUGGAUCCACAAUGGAGAGGGGGAUGAGGAACCAACAAAAUCAAGCGCAAUGGAUGACUCGGCUGGCGACGAGGGCGGCGCGGAAGUACCUUCCAAAGCUCUUGAUUGGAUGCAGUACAUUGACGAGACAGGGAUCAGUCUUGGGUUCGAAUAAGGUUCAUGUAAGCAGAACAGUUGAGUUGCUGGCCAAUCAAUUCUUCUUGCGCGACCCGGGAAUCUGGUAACGAAGCCAAUAGUGUGGCC